Momordica charantia (bitter melon) is the source of this 1644-nucleotide messenger RNA. RefSeq names its product B-box zinc finger protein 18. Gene Ontology annotation, molecular function: zinc ion binding. The record is from RefSeq and is a predicted model, not a curated record. NCBI's taxonomy places the organism in Eukaryota, Viridiplantae, Streptophyta, Magnoliopsida, Cucurbitales, Cucurbitaceae. Gene Ontology annotation, biological process: regulation of DNA-templated transcription; photomorphogenesis. Gene Ontology annotation, cellular component: nucleus.
AAUCCGAGAAAGGCCAUUCAUUUCGUUUUCCACUCCCCCACUCUUCCCAUCUUACAGAACUUGUGGUCAUCCACUCCGCUUUCCCUCUUCAGUGCUAAGUUGACAAACACCAAACCCCUCCUCAAAAGAAAAAAAAUCAAAAUCAAAUCCAUUUACUACCCUUUUUCUCCUUUUCAUUGGCUGCCAUGUUCUGUUCUUCAGAUUUAUUAUUGUUUCUGAUUCACCAAUUGCCUUCUCGAAUCUCCUUUUACACCCCCAGGCCCCGCUAAUCCUACCCCAUACAUCAAAAUUCCCAAUUUCAAUCCCCCUUCUCCCUUCUCUCUCUCUCCUCUUCCUAUUCAUUACCAUCAUCGUUUUCGUUGUCAAACGUCGAGCCCCCCCAUCUGUAAUGGAGCUAUAAAUUGGUCUUGGAAAGCUUAGGAACUUGUUGUCGUUGUUGCUAUUUUUUAGUUGCGUUUUUGGGGGUUUUGGGUGUUUGAUUUGUUGGGGGGUUUGGUUUAUUUGGGGCAAAUUUAUUUGGUUGGGGUUUUUUCUUUUUUCGUGGGUGAGACGGGGAUAUUGUAUGAUAUGAAGGCGUUGUUGUUGUGCGGUUGAUUUUGCUGGGAGAGGAAAUGAGAGUGGGUUUGGUUUAUUUGGGAGCUUCAAAUUAUGAGAACACUUUGUGACGCUUGUGAAAGCGCUGCCGCUAUCGUCUUUUGCGCUGCUGACGAGGCCGCCCUUUGCCGCGCCUGCGACGAGAAGGUUCAUAUGUGCAAUAAACUUGCGAGUCGACAUGUAAGAGUUGGCCUUGCAAAUCCCAGUGACGCWCCCCGUUGUGAUAUAUGCGAGAAUGCACCUGCUUUCUUUUACUGUGAGAUCGAUGGCAGUUCCCUUUGUUUACAAUGUGAUAUGAUCGUUCAUGUUGGAGGGAAAAGGACACAUAAAAGAUACCUUUUGCUAAGGCAGAGGGUUGAGUUUCCAGGGGACAAACCUAUAAAUCUGGAGGAUCCGUGUCCACAUGCUAAUGUUUCCAAUGAGAUAAGUAAUAGACAUAGUCAGCCACCAACGCAUAAAGUGACAGUGGAAGACAAUAAGCAAAAUCAUCACCGGCUAUCACCUGUUCAAGAGGCUAACGAUGAUGGUCAUGCCGAGACUGAUACGAAAAUGAUUGAUCUGAAUAUGAAGCCUCAAAGGGUCCAUGGGCAGGCUGCUAAUAAUCAGGAUCUAUGAUCAAGAACUACGAAGCACAAAUCUCAAUAACCCAUUGACACAAUCACAUCCAAACUUCCUCUCGCUUCCAAUUCGAAGCAGAACUUGUCGCGGUUGCUCCUGGUGGGAAGCGUACAUUGCUUGUUUCGGUCUCGGGCGCGAACACGYAUGGUGUCGAGCYUGUUUAAUAUCGUAGAGAAGUGGUUGGAUCGGUUUGAAAGCAAAAGAUAAGAUAAGAAGCAACACAUUUGCAGGUGCUGUAAUAUUACAACUUUAGAGACAGAGACCCAACAGUAAUUGCUGGGAGGGGCGGGUGGUGUAAAAUUAAGGAUGUACCCCUUCUUCUGUAUUUGGUUGGAAAAAGCGGCUGCUUCGAUUUUACUUCGGUAGUUCAGGUGAGAACUAAAAUGGAUAGAAGAAGCUUGCCUUUAUUCAUUGCUGUUCUGUCUUGUUUCA